AUGUCAAUUACUUCAACGAGUGGCCUCAUGUCGAACUAUUCACGUCUUUCCGACCACCGGUCCUCGACCGACGAGGAGAAUGAGAAGGAUAUGCAUUUGCGUUUGCAAUCCGAUGUUGAAGCUGGUGAGAGUCAGAUUCGCCGUACGGUGGCAGCAGACAAGAAGCCAUCACGCUGGAUUGACGGUCGUACCGUCUCCGACGCCAUUAUCGGUCUCUCGGACGGCAUGACGGUCCCAUUUGCACUCACUGCGGGACUAUCAGCCUUGGGCGAUACCAAGGUGGUCGUUUUUGGUGGUAUGGCGGAGCUUAUCGCAGGCGCCAUCUCUAUGGGCUUGGGUGGCUACCUUGGCGCAAAGAGUGAAGAGGAAUCCUACAAGGCCACUCUCAAGGAGACCGAAACCCAGACUAUGACGGACCCCGCCUCCGUUUCUACCACUAUCGAGGAGAUCUUCGAGCCAUACGAGCUUCCCGCCGAACUAGUCUCCCAGUUGACCAGCCAUCUCUCCGCCUCCCCCAUGCUUCCAUCUUUCCUCAUGAACUUCCACCACACUCUCCCCGAACCUUCCGGCUCCCGUGCCGUCAUCUGCGCCCUGACUAUUGCCUUGGGCUACUUCAUUGGUGGUUUCGUGCCUCUGCUGCCUUAUUUCUUCGUCGGCCCCCACGAUGCUUUUGUCGCACUGCGCUGGUCCAUUGCCACCAUGGCCGUUGCCCUGUUCCUCUUUGGGUAUGGCAAGACCUGCUUCGUGAGUGGAUGGAGGGGGCGCAGAAAUGUGCGCAAGGGUGUGAUCGGUGGCUUCCAAAUGGUGCUGGUUGGUGGUGUGGCAGCUGGAUCAGCCAUGGGACUGGUUAAGGCGUUCCAAUUGCUGGCGAAUGGGCAUGAGCAUGCCAAGCAUGACUAA
Penicillium cataractarum is the source of this 900-nucleotide messenger RNA. RefSeq names its product VIT1/CCC1 transporter family protein. Gene Ontology annotation, molecular function: iron ion transmembrane transporter activity; manganese ion transmembrane transporter activity. The transcript has 2 exons. Lineage: Eukaryota; Fungi; Ascomycota; Eurotiomycetes; Eurotiales; Aspergillaceae. The record is from RefSeq and is a predicted model, not a curated record. Gene Ontology annotation, biological process: intracellular manganese ion homeostasis. Gene Ontology annotation, cellular component: fungal-type vacuole membrane. Bases 1 to 900 code for a protein of 299 amino acids.